Rhipicephalus sanguineus (brown dog tick) is the source of this 1146-nucleotide messenger RNA. RefSeq lists its product as uncharacterized. NCBI's taxonomy places the organism in Eukaryota, Metazoa, Arthropoda, Arachnida, Ixodida, Ixodidae. The transcript has a single exon. Bases 34 to 1146 code for a protein of 370 amino acids. The record is from RefSeq and is a predicted model, not a curated record.
GACACUCUUUUCGGCCCAUGCUCACCCUUCUACAUGUACCAGGUGCUGCUCGGAUUCUUCGCUGUCGCGGCGAACAUCGCCGGGGCGGGGGAACAUGGCAUCAUCGAACCUUGGCCGAAGCCUAUCACUACUGAUCUGCAGUCAUCGGACCGUGCCUUCCACGGACCACGGGAUGAUCUGCUGCAACUUGUGUAUGAUCUGCGGCACACCGAGAUGGAUUCUGCGCAUCGUGGAACGUUUCCGUUUCCACUGCGUGCUGGCCAUAAAAGGGGUCAAGCUGCGCUACAACGACUGGGGCACGACACUCUUUUCGGCCCAUGCUCACCCUUCUACAUGUACCAGGUUAGUUACCUAGGUGGAACUAAAUGUUAUCGCUCCAACAAUACUAUGCUUCUAAGAGUGUCGUGCCCCAUUAGCAAGCGACAACCUAUAUGUUGUUUUAAAUAUGUGAGCGUGUAUUUUAUCGAUGCUGUGCUCUUUUUGCUUUGCGAUGGAUGCUUGAUGCUUUCUCAAUUCUUGAUACUCUUAUCGGGUGACGUAGAGCUGAAUCCAGGACCCAUGAGUGCGGCAGAGCGAGAGCAAAUAACGAACAUUGAGAGGAUUCUAUUAGAAAUGAAAACGGGCCAGGAAACUGUGCUUGCGAAGUUAACAGAAAUUACAACUAAACAAAGUGAACUGGAAUCCAAGAUAACGAACUUAAUAGAGAAGACAAGCCUUGUGGAAAGUCGUAUUACUCGUGUGGAAAAAAUUGAAGACAAAUUAUUGGCUAAGGUGGACGAUUUCGAGAAUAGAACCCGUAGACAGAACCUGUUAUUUUUUGGUGUGGCUGAUAGGGAAAAAAAUGAGACUUGGGAAACGUCAGAAAAUUUAAUUAGAGAUAUAUGCAAGGAAGUGAUGAAACUUGAUGAUAUUUCAAUUGAACGGGCUCACCGCAUAGGGGCUUUUAAGGAAACCCAGAACCGGCCCAUCGUAGCAUGCUUUUCGCUGUGGAAGGCUAGAGAAAGCGUCUUUAAAAACGCUUUCAAACUAAAAGGUACUUCGUACAGUAUUUCCGAGGAUUUAGCCAGGCCGUGCAAGAAAAAAGGCGACAGCUGUGGAACUAUGCGAAAGAUAAAAGAGACUGCAAAGAAAAUCGUGUACGUCUGA